AUGGGAAAACCAUACACCCACACCCCGAACUCGCUCUUCACCCUCUGGCUCUCUGUCUCCCUCCCCCUCGUCCUCUGGGACUUCUCCUAUGUAAUGCUCCGCCCCCACUCCAUGCCCGGCGGAAAAUACCAUUUACCCUGGAAACCCUACGCUCUCUACUGCGAAAUCGAUCUAGUCUACGGAUUCCAACAUUACUACGAUGGAAAUGGGUUUAAUCCCGCACAGAGCGCAAUGAACUUCGUGGAGACCAUGGGGUAUUUUUAUUACUUAUGGUUGGUUAGGGGUGGGACUGGGGAGGCCGGAUUGUUGGGGGUGAAGAAGGUGGUUGGGAAGACAGCGGGGAAGGCGGUGAUGGUUGGGCUGGUUGCUUGUACGGCGACGUUUUGGAAGACGGUCAUUUAUUGGCUUAUUGAGAUCCUCGGAGGGUAUAAGAAUAUCGGUCAUAACGACUUUAAUACGAUAUUCUGGUUUUGGAUCAUGACGAAUGGACCGUGGCUUGUGCUACCGCUCUAUGGAAUCUAUAAAUUUGGGAGUGAGAUUGUGGAGGGUUUGAGUGGUAGCGAGGAAGUUAAUGGUGGAAAGGUCGAGUAA
This is a messenger RNA of Orbilia oligospora ATCC 24927, 591 nucleotides long. RefSeq lists its product as uncharacterized. Lineage: Eukaryota; Fungi; Ascomycota; Orbiliomycetes; Orbiliales; Orbiliaceae. The record is from RefSeq and is a predicted model, not a curated record. The transcript has 2 exons. Bases 1 to 591 code for a protein of 196 amino acids.